CCUUGGAGCUUGCAACAUGGUAUCCAUGGAUUAUUGUACUAAGUCUGGAUUAGUGCACAGGCCAAGUCACCUAAUCACUGUUCUCACAAAUUACAAGCCAGUUGAGACCCAAUGUUUGAACAGGAACCAAUUACAGUUUACAAAUCAUUUCUUGUCACGUCACCACUUCUAUAACUGCAUCUCAAAUUCUUUAUGAAAGUGUUGUUUGUAUUCCUUUGAAGUUGAGACAUCCUUGUUGACGUAGAUCCUACCUGAGACUCAACCAUGGGUGCAGAGGAAGAUAAGAAGAAGAAGGCCAAGAUGGCGAGACGGAAGCAGGAAGUGCAGCUCCAGCAGGAGAUUGAGACGACUGAGGAGUGGGAGGAGAUGAUUGCCAAGGAGGGUCUGUGGGUGGUGGAUGUGUACCAAGAAUGGUGUGGGCCAUGUGCAGCUAUGGUCGGUAAUUUUCGCCGUUUGAAGAAUGAGUUGGGAGAUGAACUUCUUCACUUUGCUGCGGCCAAGGCAGACACAGUUGAUCCUCUGGACAAGUACAGGGGAAGAUGCGAGCCAUGCUUCCUUUUAUUUGCUGGUGGGGUUUUGGUUGGGUUUGUCCAUGGUGCCAACUCGCCUGUUAUUCUGAGGACAAUCACAGAACAGUUGGCAGCAGAGCACAAGGUGAUGGAUGGCAGUGUGGAAAGGAAGGAGGUGAAGGACCCUCUGAUCUCAAAUCUGGAGGAGAGAGAGAAGGCUCGGUAUGAUGAGGAGGAAAAUGAGAAGGAAGAAGAAGAAGAUGACGAUAAUGUCUUAGACUAUCGAGGAGAGCGUUGUAACUAUGGCGACACUCUGACAAUGAGCAGCCAGCAGGAGGAAGAAAAGAAAGGUUUCACUGUGGCUCUCAUCAAGCCUGACGCUGUCCGUGAUGGUAAAGUGGAGGAGAUUUUACAGCAGAUGAGUGAAGCUGGUAUUGAGAUCCUUGCCCAGGAAGAACGGCAACUGUCUGAGGAGGAAGCCAGAGACUUCUAUUCCCACCUUCAGGAAGAGGACUAUUUUGAGGAUUUGGUCAAAUUCAUGAGCAGUGGACCCAGUUUUGCUCUUGUACUCACCAAGGGAAAAAAAGGAGACACUAUUCUACAUGACUGGAGGGAUAUGAUUGGUCCAACCAGUGUGGAGGAGGCCAAGGAUCAGGCACCAGAUAGUUUACGAGCCAAGUAUGGAAGUGACAAGUACAUGAAUGCCCUUCACGGAAGUGACUCCCCGGACCGUGCAGCCAGGGAGAUGGCCUUUUUCUUCCCUGACAUGUCGACGCCCACCAUUCCCAUACCAGGCUCCCGCCCACAGCUGCAGCGAACCCUGGCCCUCAUCAGACCGGAUGCCUUCAACAAAAGUAGAGAUGAAAUCAUGGAGAAGAUCAAGGAAGCUGGAUUCAAAGUUGCUCUCCAGAAGGAGAUGACAUUAACAAAAGAGCAAGCAGCAGAGUUCUAUAAAGAACACACUGAUGAACCUUACUUUGAAGAAUUAAUAACGAGAAUGUCUAGUGGUCCACUUAUGGCCCUUGGUCUAGCCAGAGAUGACGCUGUGACUGCCUGGAGGGACGUUCUUGGCCCAACAACAAAUGCCAAGGAGGAGGCACCAGACAGUUUACGAGCCCAGUUUUCUAUAGAGGAGACUUCCAUCAACCAGCUACAUGGAUCUGACUCCAAGGAAACAGCCGAAAAAGAAAUCCAGUACUUCUUCCCAAUGGAACAAACAGUAGCUGCCAUCAAACCUGAUGGUAUUUCCACUAAAGAGGAGAUCAUCGAUAAAAUCCAUGAAGCAGGCUUCAGGAUAGCAGCAAGAAAAGAAACUACAAUCACAAAGGAAAUAGCAGAAGAAUUCUAUGCAGAACACAAAGAUAAAGAGUAUUACGACGACCUUGUAAAUCAUAUGACCAGUGGUCCCACUAUGUUCAUGGUGUUAUCAAGGGAGGGUGCUGUGUCAGGCUGGAGACAAGUCAUCGGCCCCACAAAUCCAGAAGAGGCUAAAACCGAAGCCCCAGAAUCACUACGAGCCCAGUUUGGGCAGAGUAUCCUCCAAAAUGCUGUCCAUGGAAGUUCUGAUGCCAGCCACGCCAAAAAUAGUAUAGAGAAAGUGUUCGGGCAGUUGGAGUUCAAUCCUGAUGGUACUGUGAAAGAUGAAGAUUCACAAACGUUACAGAGUGAACCUACGAAAGAACAAGAGGAGACUGCUGUUGAAGAGACACAAGCUGAGGCCAGUGAUGUUGCCCCUGAGUUACGACAAGAAGGAACAGAGGAAGAGUCUGGGGAGACUAAGCAAGAGACUAGCCAAGACAACACUGAAGGUGGCACUGCACAAGGGGAGGAUGGGGAGAAGAAGGAUGGGGAGGAUGAGGCUGCCAAGCCCGAGGGGGAAGAGGCUGCCAAGCCUGAGGGGGAGGAGGCUCAGGCUCAGUCAGAGCAGACUGAGAGUGAGAAGCCUAAGGAUGAGGGAAAGGCUGAGGCUAAGGGGGAGAGUGGGGAGGAGGCUCAGGCAAAUCAGGAAACAACUGAAUCUCAGGCAAAAACAGACGAAGAAGGUGGCACUGAGCAGAAGUCUGAAGAUCGCGCUGCCUCCGUAGCCAAGGGUGAGGACAAGACCAAUGACAACAAAGGAGAAGAUGCUAAAGGAGAAGAAGCUAAAGAAGGGGAUGCCAAAGAUGGAGAGAGCAAAGGAGAGGACAAGGCUGAAGAGCAGAAGGAAGAGGAUGCUUCAAAGGCUACAGAGGAGUCAGAGAAGAAGGAGGAAGAGACAAAAGAUGAAACAAAAAAGGAUGAAGAUACAAAGGAGGAGGAUGCAAAGAAAGAUGAAGAGACAAAGAAAGAUGAAGAGACAAAGAAUGAUGAUGAAACCAAAACUGAGCAAAAGGAAGAGACUAAAACUGAAGAGCAACAAGCAGCCUCCUAGGCGAACCUGUAGGAUUCAAGAUUUGAUAACAGUCACAAGAAAAUUCAUCCGGUUCAUUUCAUGCAAAGAAGUCCAUUGGAAGAAACACAACAAACAUGAAACAGCAGAAGUUUUUCUAGUUUACUGCUGUGUGUAAAAAGUGUAUAGUUUACAACUGCAUUUUCACUCACACUGAGCUACUUCCUUCGACUUUAAUAAGUAUUAUAAUUGUGAUAUUUAAGUCACUGUUUUUGCCAUAAAACUGCAAUUGUAGUGAUGAAUUGUGAACUUUGAAACCUGGCAAUGUUCUUAUUAGUCCUGUUUACUCCGUUAAUAACUUGGCCAGAAAAGUGUAUAUUUACUCAUGUAUCCUGAUAUAUGCUUGUGCUAUCUGUGAUGUUUACAAUGAAUGUUAUAUUUUCUAUUUAUUUCAAAUAUGGAAGAAAAAAAAUGUUUUAAUAAAUAUGACUUUGGCA
Molecule: messenger RNA, 3374 nt
Organism: Haliotis rufescens (red abalone)
Lineage: Eukaryota; Metazoa; Mollusca; Gastropoda; Lepetellida; Haliotidae
Product: thioredoxin domain-containing protein 3 homolog
Exons: 27
Coding region: 265-2919 (884 amino acids)
Biological process (GO): GTP biosynthetic process; CTP biosynthetic process; UTP biosynthetic process
Molecular function (GO): nucleoside diphosphate kinase activity
Source: RefSeq, a predicted model, not a curated record